This is a messenger RNA of Penicillium cataractarum, 1395 nucleotides long. RefSeq lists its product as uncharacterized. The transcript has a single exon. Lineage: Eukaryota; Fungi; Ascomycota; Eurotiomycetes; Eurotiales; Aspergillaceae. Bases 1 to 1395 code for a protein of 464 amino acids. The record is from RefSeq and is a predicted model, not a curated record.
AUGAUUACCUUUUAUCGUACUCGGCCUCAUCCUUAUCAGUCCUCUUCGAACACGUUUGAUGAUCUGUACGCCAAGUUCUUGGAGGACAUCGAACGCCUGGACACGUGGGAUGGUCCCAUGAUCGAGGCGUUGCGGGAUCCUCCCAAGCCCCUUGAGAUCCCAGAACAUCCUGCCAACCGCACUGGUGGAAUGAACAUCCUGGAUCUAGCCGCCAAUGUGGAAAAUCGCUCGUCCUCUGAGGGUUCGCAGUUCCCGGAUGCCUUCAUCUUGAGCCGAUUGUCGGGUCCUGAACCUCGCUGCAUGGACCCAUUGGACUUGGAGUUGAACCGACAAGUGCGGCAAAUUCUUCACUCAGGCUGUGCUAUUUGCCCGAAGCAAGAUGAUCUCAGUGAUUGCGGUUUUUGCCUCUCCAUGACAUACUGCAGCCAGGAGCACCUACUGCUGGACCAAGCUUCGCACGAGAAGAUUUGCGGACUCAUUGUUGCUGCUCGCGAGAGAGCCGAAGAAUGGAGAGUGAAGCUCGAGCAAGACCCCAGCCAACCCUUCCGCACAAAAGUUGGAGAGCUACACUUGAUCCCGGGAGCCCAACGCUACUUUGCCGAACUGUCGACCUUGAUCGAACUACACGAGCCCAUCAGACAUCGGUGCGCCGUCGAGAGACAGCUCAUCUUCGCUUUCCACAUCAUGUACAUGAGUGGAAUUGACAGCUAUGGUUACAGAUUCAAGGUCCCCGCCCUGAUGAUGCGCAUCAACAGAGAUCAAGAGUGCUACGACUUCAUGAAAUGGCGCACCAACCAAUCCGAGGAUCCCAACAGCAAGACUGCCCUCGACUACUUGAGCCUCCGAUUCGCAAACCCCACGCUCGUCAAUCCGAUCAUUCCAAACCCCCGCAGAGACUUCGUCGGCUACGAGCAGGAAGAUAUCUUCGAACCAAUCGAUGUCUUCAGUCCCGAAACACCCAUCAUGACACUGAUCCCCUUGUGUCUGGUGAAGAUCCGAUUCCUGGUCGACGUGCAACGACUGCACCUGGCAGUCCGCGCAUUUGGCGACAAGCUCAACGGUGACGUUCUAGACCUUGUGUUGAAGAACAUCCCAUUCACCAAGCAGAUCGCCGAAAAGAAGGAUCUGAUCAAGAGUGCCGUCGCACGCCGUGCGACAAUGAAGGCCUUGAUGGGACAGGUUCUAAAGCUCUACCGCAAGGUCAAGAGCAUGAAUCACUUGGUUUGGAAAGGAAUGGCGUGGUUGAUGCGGGGAGACACUCCAUGGCCGAGUGAGGAUCAUACCUUGGUGGAGGAGAUGGAAGCCCAGGUGAAGAUGAACUGGGAAUCGUGGAUCGAGACUCCCGGGGCGAUCACCCUCCUCCGGGAGAUCAUGACCAAAGCAGGAGAUCUGUGA